Molecule: messenger RNA, 848 nt
Organism: Aspergillus pseudotamarii
Lineage: Eukaryota; Fungi; Ascomycota; Eurotiomycetes; Eurotiales; Aspergillaceae
Exons: 3
Coding region: 337-717 (126 amino acids)
Source: RefSeq, a predicted model, not a curated record
CUAGAUUCCAUACCCAAAUAUUACUGGUAAGAUUUAUUAAAUCAUGUAAGGUUUACCGGCGGAGAGGAUCACCGCUCUUCUACGUUUUGUAGUGAUGCAAGGUAGCUUUCCGAUGUACAUACUGCCAACGGUGUAUUACACACCCUGGCGAUGUAAUCUAUUAUUCUAAUUUCCACACUUUAGACCUAGGACAAUGCGUGUACACCUAGACACUGGAACAGUACUGCUCCCCGCCCAACCGCAGAAAGACAUGUCGAUUUACCGAGUCGCGGAUCGCCUCCUCACCGUGCGUGUAUCAUUACUCGCGGUUGCCAAAUGCGAUGAACUUAGAGCUGAAUGGUGAGACAGUUAAGGAGUCCAACUCCAUUGGUCUCGCAGCAGGCGACCUGGUUGUUGCAGUUGCCAAGGAGAGGGAGGCACAGGGCCGGCAGGAUGUUGAGGUUCAGGAUCCCGUUGGUGAGACCGGAGCAGCACUUCAUUUCCUGGUUAGAGCUGCACUGGGAACCGGAGUCACCAGAGUCGCCAGAGUCGCCACCAUCACAGCUGUCACAGGGAGCAGCGGUGACGGCAGUAGCGACAGCCAGAAGGGUGAUGACGGAGCGGAAUUGCAUUUUGGUAGAUGAGAACUUCAACGUGGAAGAGGACGAGAGGUGCAAUUGUUCUUUGAGAAAGAGGACGAAGCGGACAAGGGACCUUGUGUGUCUGAUGAAGAAAUGAACGGAUUAAAAGGGAUUGCAGGGCGUAUUUAUAGCUGAUCUGGGGUCAGUGGGAUGCUUGCGGUAUGGCAUUUGCGUUCUGCCUGACUUGAUACAUUUCGCCUGCUUAAACCAACAUAUUGCUAUUCCAGG